UAAGCGUUUUAUUUUUUUCCAUCAUGGCUGCCGCCAGCGUUUUCGGACGCCGGAUUUUCGGCUUCUGCAAUUUAUUACCUCAAAGCUGCCUUGUAACUUCACCUAGCAACGGCAGAUCUUCACAACAUAUACUGCAGAUAUGUGGUAGAUCCUUUUCGCAAGAUCAUCGGUAUUCCAGAGCGAUUAAAUACCGCAGAACGUCCCAAAUUUGUUGCCCUUCUCAGCCAGCAGUCUUCUCAGCUCGCCAAUUUUCGUCGCCCGGAUCAGAAGAAGGUCCUCCCAAACCAGAGAAACCAGAAAAAAAACCCACACCGACAGUACAAGUGAUCGGGGUCCCCAGUCCACUGAGAUGGAUCAGAAAUAAGGUCUACUUCUGGCUCAUACAGAUCUACUUCGACCCAGAGUUCUCGUAUGCAGGUUUCAUAUCAGGGGCAAAACAGGCCCUGGUGGUUAUCUCAGAGAAACUCUCACAGUGCAAUUUUGAAGGGCUGGACCAGCUCAUAUCAAAAGAGGCCUUACCCACAGUGAAAGACAAGUGCACAUCCCUGUCCCUGAGUCAGAGGGAAGGUCUGAGGGUAGACAAGGAGGACAUCAUGAUCACAUUUCCUCAGGAUGUCGCUAUCUAUUAUGAUGAAGGAGGCCGUAAGUUUGUGGACGUGAUGGUGAGGUUCUGGUUCCUGAGUAAGGCCAGGUGGCACCCCAUGGAAGACGACCCAGAAGGGAUAAAGAUAUUCAAGGUUCCCAGAAUAGAUGGGAUGGAGGGCAGAGAGGAGGACAAAAAGAUUCUCACCUGUAACUAUGAGUUCCAUCGAGAGUUCACCCCAGGAGUGACAGCAGAUUGGACAGUAACCAAAGUACAGCACUGGAAGCUUCUAGAAUAAGUCUUAGCUUGGUUUUAGUCAUGUAGUUCUUAGCACCAUCUCAUAUGCAUUCUCAUAACACUGGUCUAGUGUGGAAAAACUCUUGGAAUUUGGAAUCUCCAGCAAAUUUGUACAAAGUCAAAUGCAUCUACGUUUGAACACUGUGAGUUUGUGCCAUAUUGAAAUUUACUUUACAUGUAGCCAUGAACAUGGAAAAAAAUUGAAAACGUACCAUGUGACUUCCUUAAGUCAGGGUCAAACUCAAAAGUGACUCACACUCGCUCACUCACACUCACUCCGUGACAGAUUUGUGUAUAUUCCUCAAAAAGCUGUUUGGAACAAGACUACUACAAACAAGUGUUAACAGUGACACUCUCCCACAUUUACAGUAAUUAUUUCACAAUUUGUCUGCAUCAUAUUUGAGAUGAUGUUGAAAGGUUUACUCCCCUUUCAUUCUAGUUUCAAUGAAAAUGAUCAGAGAAAUACAUUGUAGCUCCAAUGUCUUGCCACAAAUACAUUUAUGUCAAUACUGA
Messenger RNA from Branchiostoma floridae (Florida lancelet), 1393 nucleotides. RefSeq names its product m-AAA protease-interacting protein 1, mitochondrial-like. NCBI's taxonomy places the organism in Eukaryota, Metazoa, Chordata, Leptocardii, Amphioxiformes, Branchiostomatidae. The coding region runs from base 24 to 881 and encodes 285 amino acids. Gene Ontology annotation, cellular component: mitochondrial inner membrane. Gene Ontology annotation, biological process: inner mitochondrial membrane organization; protein insertion into mitochondrial inner membrane from matrix. Gene Ontology annotation, molecular function: ribosome binding. The record is from RefSeq and is a predicted model, not a curated record. The transcript has 6 exons.